This is a messenger RNA of Soboliphyme baturini, 1083 nucleotides long. The record is from the annotation of a GenBank genome assembly. Lineage: Eukaryota; Metazoa; Nematoda; Enoplea; Dioctophymatida; Soboliphymatidae.
AUGAUGGAGGUGCUUCCGUUUAACUGGUAUGAACUUCUGCUUCAUAACAUGUCCAACGGGACAUACAACGCUAUCAACAAUUCGCAGCUUCGUAUCUUGUAUCUGACGGUAGUGCUGAAUGUGGUCAGCAUUGUACUCAACGGCAGCUGCGCCCUGUCAUUGGCCAUGCUUCGUCGAUCCUGGAGUUCGAGGUUCGUUCUGUUGACGACGCUGCUGGUUUGCUACACUACACAGAGCGGAGGCAUGCUGUUCAACGUCGUUAGUAGGUUGAGGCGAUGGGCAAACGAGGAGGUGAUUUUUCUGACUCAACGAGAGUGUUUCCUGGAAACGGCAGUGCUGAACAUUGGCUCCUACCUCGUGCAGGACACCAGCCUCUUGUUGGCGCUGGACGCCGUUUUCGCGAUCUGCUUUCCGGUGUUCUACUAUUGUCGAUACAAAUGGUGGAUCUUGGCUUGCGAAUUUGGCUGCAUGUAUAUGCACGUUGCCGUAGAGAUUGCUUUGAGGUAUAUCAACGCGGCUGACAGCCCUGUCAUCGUGUGCACUGAGUAUUCGGACACGAACCUUGGUUUCGUCCUCAAGCAAGCCCGCCGGGACCUCUGUAUCAUCGCCGGUAACAUCUUACUCUAUCUGCUCCUACUAUGGUUGGUCAGACGAGAACAUAAUGGACUGUCUGAAGACAAAAGACCUGCUUUGGUGGACAAGAGCAAAAAAAGAACUGCUAAACUUCUGACUCUGUUUUUCUGUGAGCUGUCAUACUGUUUCGCCGUCGUUUCCGGAACCAUGAUUGACAUAUCCUUAGACAACGAAAUUGAUCCUUUAAAAAUUGUCAGAACAGCCAGUUUUGGUUUCUUGACUCAAAUAGGCGCCAUCAUGAACGGUGUUAUCAUCAUUACUCGUCUUAGAAUUAUUAGAGACUUCUGCAGUUCGUUUCUGACAUUGAGAAAGAGAAAAUUUUUUUCAAAUGAUAGCGCGGUGAUUGCCGUGAAAAGACCCUAUGAUCUGGUCAGCCUCCAUACGACGUGUUUCGAAAAAACGAAUAACAAUGACCUCAUUCUGUCGAUUAAAAAUCUCCCCUCAAAUUGA